Molecule: messenger RNA, 927 nt
Organism: Oryza sativa Japonica Group (Japanese rice)
Lineage: Eukaryota; Viridiplantae; Streptophyta; Magnoliopsida; Poales; Poaceae
Product: early nodulin-93
Source: RefSeq, a predicted model, not a curated record
UCCAUCGUCCACUGAUUCCUUCUUCAUUCCGCUACAUCGAUCUCUUGGGUCUUGGCUUGCCUGCCUAUAAAUUCGCAGGCCCCCAUGCCUCUCCCCAAUCCAAUCCAUCCAUCUCCCUUGCUUGCCGCUACACUCGAUCUACUCUCUCACACACUCCUCUGAUCUCUCUCUCUCUCUCUCGCUAGUCGAUUGGCUUGCCUAGCUCUCUCAAACUGCUCUAGUGCAGUUCAGCAAAAACUAAGUGACUGAAACUAAUUUACAUGGCAACGGUGACCCGUGCACACCUGGAGCAGAGGCUCGCCCUCGCCAAGCGCUGCUCGCGUGAGGCAAACAUUGCAGGGGUUAAGGCGGCUGCCGUUGCGACCAUCGCUUCUGCAGUUCCCACCCUGGCGAGCGUGAGGAUGCUGCCAUGGGCGAAGGCCAACAUCAACCCGACGGGGCAGGCGCUGAUCAUCUGCACGGCGGCCGGGAUGGCAUACUUCGUCGCCGCCGACAAGAAGAUCCUCUCGCUGGCGAGGAGGCACUCCUUCGAGAACGCACCUGAACACCUCAAGAACACCUCCUUCCAGGGCACCGGCCGCCCUCACCCUGCCUUCUUCAGGCCCUGAACAAUUAGAACAGCAUAUGCAUGCAUGAAUCUGAAACUUGAUCACAGUAUCUAGCUCUCGAUCGAUCCCUGUGUCAUAUAAUAAUCGAUGUACGCCCCUGCAGAACCAUUUAGAGCUGCUUCUGUAGAGCAGUGGUGUUAGUACUCAUCUCUGUCGUAUCUGCCAUUAGCCACCUAAUUAAAUACAUGUACUGCUAUCUUGCACUGGGGCUCACUGCAUGUAACACUACUGCAGAGUGCAUGCACUCCUCAUAAUGUUCAGAAAUCACAAGUGGUACUACUAUAUAUUCCGACCACUAUGUAUUGAUUGUCGGUAAACA